Messenger RNA from Cucurbitaria berberidis CBS 394.84, 1506 nucleotides. RefSeq lists its product as uncharacterized. NCBI's taxonomy places the organism in Eukaryota, Fungi, Ascomycota, Dothideomycetes, Pleosporales, Cucurbitariaceae. The record is from RefSeq and is a predicted model, not a curated record. The transcript is spliced from 3 exons. The coding region runs from base 127 to 1506 and encodes 459 amino acids.
UCUCAACAAACGACCCUCAUUGACAGACCUUGGACGUUAUCCCUUCGCAACUUCGCUCUUUUGCCCCAGUUUCUGCACAUUCUCGUAGCCGCUCAGCACAGCAGGCUCUUGUACUGGUAGUGCGCGAUGGCAUCCCCGAUGGUUGAAGGUGGCCGGGUCGAGCCUCACAAGAAAGCACACUUCAGCCUGCACAUUAGCGAUCGGAUAGCGAAGCACGACGCUUCGGAGGGGAGCUACAGCAGCGUGAAGUACAACCACAAGCCCGCGCAGACCUCCGAAAAGCGCUCCACGAAGCUCACUUCCUCGUCCACCAAGACAUACAAUCUGAGACUCGAAGACACGAACAGCUCCGGCGAGAAAGACGUCUUCACUUUCACAGGACAGAAAUCGGCACCCAAGAAGUCGUACCCUCUAUCGAGUAGUUACACCUUCAACCUUGCCUCGAAGAACAGCAAAGACGUGUCGUCACAAUAUCCCAAGAUAUAUCCCAAGAAGCUGAAGGAGGGGGGUCUACAAAGCAAGGACGAGGAUGCGGAUCUGUUUGGCGAGGCGGCGGGAGAUGACGAGGCCGGCGACCCAGACGCUGACAACCCAUACGACUUCCGGCAUUUCUUGAGCAAGGAGAAGGAGAAACGUGGCGACGAGUCCGAGUACCACUUCGCCUCAUCGCCGGACUAUCGGACUGGCACAGGGAGUGCAGCGAAUACACCGCAGUUUGGCGCCCGUAGACCCGCAGCGGCUCCAGCACCCAAAGCCAAAGCUAAAGUUACAGAGCCCGUACCCAAGAAACGCAAGACCGCAACGCCGAACCCCAUGGUGUCAAGACCCAAGAAAGCACAACCACCACCUACAGUUCGCCUCGAUCGUCGCGCAACUGACAGUCUGCCCAAAUCAAAAGCCAAGGGUGAUGCGCCACCAGCUUCCAAGAUCAAGUCCAAAGAGCUCGUCGACUCAUCAGAUGACUCGGAAAUUGACGCCGACGGUGAAGCAUCGCCUCCUGCGCCCACACGUACGUCGCUCUCACCAAUACACGACCAGCAGUCCGACAACGAGGAUGAAGACGCGGAAGGCGAUUCAGACGACGAUGGUGGUCUGGAAAUCGAAGUCCCCGAUGCACGCCCUCCGCGUCGAGGUAACGGUGCUCUCGCAUCCCUCGGUCUAGGUCAAAACCUCGGAGUCGGCUAUCUGAAGUCGCCAUCGAACGGGCCCAUAUCCCUUGCCAGCGCCACAAGCAGUGCGGCAGGCUCACCGAAUCCGCACGCCUUUACGUCGCGCAAUAACCGCAACACGCAGGAUGAGAUCGACUUUGGGGACCUUGGAGGCGAGGACGCAGAAGGUGAAGACGAGGAUGAAGAAGACUAUAACAACAGGGAUAUCGAGCCUAUGGACAUUGGUCCGCCGGCAAGACAAGGGACGACAGGGCAUGAAGAAGAUGAAGAUGAUCUUGAGAAGUUGAUGAUGGAGGGGCUUGGUGGUAACAGCAGCGAAGAGAGCGAAGAGGAGUGA